Molecule: messenger RNA, 2615 nt
Organism: Pollicipes pollicipes
Lineage: Eukaryota; Metazoa; Arthropoda; Thecostraca; Pollicipedomorpha; Pollicipedidae
Product: ATP-dependent DNA helicase DDX11
Exons: 19
Coding region: 70-2346 (758 amino acids)
Biological process (GO): establishment of sister chromatid cohesion; nucleobase-containing compound metabolic process
Cellular component (GO): nucleus
Molecular function (GO): DNA binding; hydrolase activity, acting on acid anhydrides, in phosphorus-containing anhydrides; ATP binding
Source: RefSeq, a predicted model, not a curated record
GAAGCGAGCUGAUUCGUGAGGACAGUAUUCCGCUAGGAUAUCAACUCAGAAUAUUCUUCAGUACAAGAAAUGGAGCCACCUGAGAUAUUUGAAUUUCCAUUUCCACCAUACAAGGCUCAAGAAGAGUUUAUGAAAACAUUAUACUGGGCCUUGGAGGAGAAAAAGCUUGGAAUUUUUGAAAGCCCUACAGGCACUGGCAAGUCCCUGGCACUGAUCUGCGGCGCCGUGCGCUGGCUGCGCGACCACGAGGCGCGCGAGCAGGCUGCUGCCGAGGCGGCUAGUACCGAGCUGAGCCGCCAGGAGGCCGAGUUCCGCGAGCUGUUUGGCGAUGUCAUCGAGCCGGAAUCGUCGUCGGCGCCGCAGGGAGACGACGCGGACCUGAUCGCUGACUUCCACAGCGACGAGGAGGCUGGGUCCUCGGACGAGGGCGGCGACGGUGACGGGGAGGCGUACCACGGCACGCAGAUCAUCUACACGAGCCGCACGCACUCGCAGUUGAGCCAGUUUGUGGGCGAGGUGCGCCGCUCGCCUCACGCCGGGCACGUCCGCGUGGCGGCGCUGGCGUCGCGUCCGCAGCUCUGCAUCAACGACGCGGUGCGCCGGCUCGGCAGCCUCGGCCUCGUCAACCAGGCCUGUUUGGAUAUGCAGCAGAAAUCCACCAGCAAGACCACCAAAGUUUCGAAGGAGGACGGCCGCUCUCAGAAGAAGCAAAAGGCGACGGGAGCGUGCCCCUAUAAACGGCGCGUGGACGACCUAGCGAUGGAGAUUCUGUCAGAGGUCCGCGACAUUGAGCAGCUUGUGAAGGAGGGUCGCCGUCGAAAGGCGUGCCCCUACUACGCCAGCCGUCGAGCGGUCAGGGACGCCCAGCUGGUCGUGGUGCCCUACAACAACCUACUGCACAGCGGCACGCGCGCCGCCAGCGGCCUGCGGCUCGCCGACAGCGUGGUGAUCGUGGACGAGGCGCACAACCUGCUGGAGACCAUCAGCAGCAUCCACUCCUGCCAGCUGGCGCGGCGCCAGGUGGCGGACGCGUGUGACCAGCUCCUCCACUACAUAGACAACCUAUCAAGAGCAGACGGCACCGGCAAGGCGCCGCCGGCCGCAGCCGAGGAGACGCGCGUCCUCCAACUGAACGACUUCCUCUGCGGCGCCGGCAUCGACAACCUGAACCUGCGGAAGCUGCAGCUGUUUGCCGAGAAGAUCCGACUGGUGCAGAAGUUCCUGCGGGAGCUGCAGCAGCCGGCCGCCGCCCCGCCCGCCGCCCCAGUGGAGCCUGCGGAGACCGACUCUCGGUCCUCGGAUAUGCCGCUGAUGGCCACGCUUCAGCUGAUCAACGCCCUCUCGGAGCCCGACCGGGACUGUCGGCUUCUGAUUACCACCGCCAGGGCGGAGCCACCAUCGAUCAAAUACCUGGCGCUGAACGCAGCUGCCCAGUUUCAGAGCAUCGUCAGAGAGGCGCGCGCGGUGAUCCUGGCCGGCGGCACCAUGCAGCCGGUGUCGGAGUUCCGCGACCAGCUGCUGGUGGCGGCUGGCGCCGCUCCCGAGCGCGUCACAGUCUUCUCCUGCGGACACGUGGUGCCGGCCGACCAGCUGCUAACGCUGUCGCUGGCGGCCGGCCCGUCCGGUGCCGAGUUGCUCUUCAGCUACCAGAGCCGCGCGCAGCGCACCACGCUGGACGAGCUGGGCCGAGUCCUGCUGAACCUCUGCAAGCUUAUCCCGGCCGGCAUCGUCUGCUUCCUGCCGUCCUACGACUACGCCGCCGCCGCGCUCGCCCACUUCGCUUCCACCGGCGUCAUGGACAAGAUCUCUGCCAGGAAACAGGUAUUCCGCGAGCCUCGCCAGUCGAGCCGGUCGGACGCCGUGCUGGCUGAGUACACCCAGGCCGUGAGGUCCGGCCAGCGGCCGCCGGCCGCCACAGGGGCCAUUCUCUUCUGCGUCGUCGGCGGCAAGAUGAGCGAGGGCAUUAACUUCAGUGACGAUCUGGGCCGCUGUGUGGUGGUGGUCGGCCUCCCAUACCCCAACGCCAAGUCGCCCGAGCUGAUGGAGAAGAUGAGGUUCCUGGACGCCAACAUGAAGCGGUCGGAGGACGGGCGGGCGCCCGGCCAGGUGCUGUAUGAGAACCUCUGCAUGAAGGCCGUCAACCAGUCGAUCGGCCGCGCCAUCCGCCACCGGAACGACUACGCCUGUGUGGUGCUGUGCGACGCGCGAUACGGCAGGGCCAGCGUGGCGGAGGGCCUGCCGGAGUGGAUCCGCAGGGGGCUGCAGCACCACGGCCGCUUCGGGCCCGCCUUCGGCCAGAUCAGACAGUUCUUCACGACCAUGCAAGAGAAGUUUCGAUCUUCAUGAAACAAGUGGGAAUUGACAACGUUGAGGGAGCAUUUCUCCUCUCGUGUAACCGAACGGCACAACGUUUGCCAGCGGGAAUAGGCACUUUUCGUCGCAUCUUCUCCAAGUAACCCCUAUGUCAAUAUGUGCAAACGGCUGAGUUUGCCUGUGGCGCUGAGCGGAUGGUGUGAAUGCUAUAGCCUGUGGAGUGAAAAGGACGUGUAUUCACGGAUAAUUUUUAUUUUUAUAGGCGUAGUUCAUUGUUGGCAAAGAUCAAUACAUUGGUGCGC